AUGAGUUCUCUGAAUUCUUGUUCAGAUUUGCAUUCAACUAGUAAUGAACAAUCACUUCAUGAUCAAUCAUCUUCAAGUAUGAAUAUUGAUCAUUCAAAUAGCAUUCAUGAUCAAUCAUCUUCAAGUAUGAAUAUUGAUCAUUCAAAUAGCAGUAAUUCUCGUUAUAGUUUUGAUUUUGAGCUCUACAAUACUGAGUCUUUUGAGCUUGUUCGUUAUGAUAAGUUGAUACAUAAGAAGCCUUUCAAAGGAUUGUUGUUUGAUUCGUUGGACAUUGGUCUUGACUUUUACAAGACUUAUGGUCAGGAAUCUGGUUUUGAUGUGAAUAUGUUAAGUCAAAAAAGAUACAAUGAUGGCACAAUUCGUAUUAGAUAUUCCACAUGUAGUAGAUCUGGUUUCACGGAGUCAUUUAAGAAUGAAAAUAUUAAUUUGAAAUUUUCAGAUGUUAAGAGAUGGAGAACUUCUUCUACGAAGAACGGAUGCCCUGCUGUUUCAAAGUUCAAGAAUCUUCGAUGUUCUUUAAUUGCAAUGGAGAAGCAAAGACGACAUCAAUCUUUAUUAGAUUAUCAGUCCACAACUACUACCCCCAAGCUAAGGACUCCUUUGGCUAUUGAAAAGCAUGCAUCGGAAAUUUAUACACAUAAUAUUUUCUUGGACAUUCAGAAAGUGUUAUACAAAUCCGUGUUUUAUUGUAUUCAAGAAUCUGUAGUUAUUGAAGAUGAAAGUGAAGUUUAUAUUUUGAGAGAUAAGAAGAAAAAAAAGUUGAUUGAUAAAAAUGUGAAUGAGGAUGAAGAUUCUGAUGAUUUUUAUCGAAAUAUUCUUCCUUCUCAUUGUCCUAAUACUCGUUACAAGGAUGUUUUUGAUGGGUUUUGA
Molecule: messenger RNA, 870 nt
Organism: Lactuca virosa
Lineage: Eukaryota; Viridiplantae; Streptophyta; Magnoliopsida; Asterales; Asteraceae
Source: the annotation of a GenBank genome assembly